Molecule: messenger RNA, 2047 nt
Organism: Anopheles merus
Lineage: Eukaryota; Metazoa; Arthropoda; Insecta; Diptera; Culicidae
Exons: 1
Coding region: 327-1367 (346 amino acids)
Source: RefSeq, a predicted model, not a curated record
UAUUAAAACAGGUGUGCAACAAAAAUACUGCUUGGGAUUGAGAUAAAUAGGCGUUACGCGUAUCGCUAACGUAGAGAGGAGGCUCAGCGCCUUACUAUGACCAUACAUUUAUGCUACACACUGUAGCAGUAAUCUGUCAGUCGGGUAUUACCACAGUAUAGUCGAUGUUUUACAUUCUCUGACAGUCACAAUAGCCACAGUUUAUCGCUACUCUUUGCACGCGUCUGUUGCUCUUCAAUUUUCAAUCAACAAUUGAAUCUGUGACCAUCAACCUUUGAAAACAAAGCAAAGCGUGUCGCUUCGUGAACGGUGAAAUUACAGUGAUAAUGGAUAUCGUGCAUCCGUUCGGUGUUCCCCGCGAGGGAGGCCAGUCGUCCAGCAGCCAGCCCUAUUACCCUGGGGCUCCCCUUUUUCCCGCACACACCUACAACGCCAAUAGGAGCAGUACGAACGGCGGCACGGCCGGCAGCAUCUUCGGAGGAGGCAUAUCAUCCAACCAAACCACCCACAACACCAUGGCCAACACCGAAAUGAUGGACACCGUCCCCGUCCUCAUAAGCACAUCCAACACCACCAGCUCCACCUCUGUUACCGCCAACAACCAACUCCAGCUGAAACCGGUUCUCGGCAAGCUGAAUAGAAAAGCGGCCAGGGGAGGAGGAAGUCAGUGGUGCAAGCUGGCCCAUCGGGCGCAACCAAUGAGCGCAUUCGACACGCUGUGCAAUCUUUGCGGCGCGAACAGCUCGGAAUUCACCGUCCGCACCAACGGGCAUGAGACGAUGGUGCAAACCAUCUUCAACGCGAUGCAGUACCAAGCGGUGGCACCGAACGAAUUCCUCGCCAAGGAAAAGGUGUCCGAGGAGGUGCUGCGAGACAUUUACUUGCCGCGGCUAACGGCCCCCCAGGAACAAUCGGAGACGGGCGCGAUGAUGGAUACGUCCACGCAAAAUGGUAUGGAGGCAGAGGAGGACCCGGCGGACGCUAACACAACACUGCUGUUAGCGCAGAACCUGGUCUCGUUUGCGCUGUACAAACUGUUUGCCAAGUGGAACGUGCAGCCAAAGCCGACAAGAGUGAAGGAACAACCAUCGAAAAAUGGUGUGAUCAGGUGCCGGGAGCAACUUCCGGUCAAUCCAACCAGCUACCAUCCGGCGACGCUACUGUCGAUCAUGGUAACGCCGGUAUCGUUUGAGGAUGUCGGCGAAACCGCCGUGAGUCCGGUACGGAAGAACUUUGUGGCCCGGGUGACGGUGGGCGAACAAUCGUUCACUGGCACGGGGCAAUCGAAAAAGGUGGCCCGUAAGAUGGCAGCAUCGGAAGCGUGCAAGACACUGUUCGGCGUAAACUACGGUAUUCUUCAGGGUUAGGAAGGUGACCAAUCAUUGAUGAAGCAUGAUGAACUGUUGUGCCGCAAAAAGUAUGCGCGCACUGUUAUUCGUUGAACAGCGAAGUAAAACAAAAGUGGAAUUGAAUUUGAAUAAAACUGAACUACGCCUAACUAAAGCUUUUUCGGGAAGUAUGCUUUAAACAGGAGCAGACUUGCAAAACAAAACGAAAGAAAAUAAGGCAAAUCGGUGAAAUAUGCGUAACAUUCAUGGGCGAUGCCCGACAUUGGCGUUAGGCAGAUACGAUGAUUUUUUUACCCAGUGCUUUUAAAACAUUCAAACCAACAGUAGAUCGCUUGUUCUGGAUCGCUCCUGGGGUUUGCUGAAUUAUCUAUUUUUUGUUAUCAAUUUUUAAGAGUUUUCCUCUAGCUUUAUUACAAUGUAUAGUGUGUCUAAUAUCCUUCAUUCUAGUUGCUCUCGCCCACGGAUACAAAGUCCUGCUCGCCGUAUCACGGAACGGGAAGCAUGUCACCGUAAGAAGGUCUUGCAGGGGAUUCAAUGGUGAAUGCAAAGCGCAUUCUAACGUGUUGCAAGCUGUUGGUGCCAAAAAAAAACAAAGUACAAUGUCUCCAACGAAAGACAAUUAAACAAAAUUGAUGUUCGUAUUCGUAUUAAGGACAACUGAUGUACUGUAUGGAGCGCACCCAUGACUCCGAUCCGAC